AUGCUUCUUUCAACAUUCCUUUCCGUGUCGACCUUGGCUGGCCUGGCGGCGGCCUCACCACCUUUCUUUCGAAGGAACCCACCACCUGCCGAAGCAGUCUGCGAGCCCGUCACCGAGACAGUGCAUCUACCUGCUGAGACAGUUCACGAGACGGAGACUGUUCACUUACCUGCCGAGACGGUCCACGAGACAGAGACAGUACAUUUACCCGCCGAGACAGUUCAUGAGACAGUUCAUGUGACCGUCACAGAACAUGCAGUAGUGACAGAGAUCCAACACGCUACUGUGACAGAGGUCCAGCAUGUCACGGUUCCUGUCGAGCAUUUGGUUACAUCAGUCGUCGAAGUCGAGGUCGAGAAGCCUGUCACAGUGGUUGAGACUGUCCACGAGACUAUUGAACAGCCCGUAACACUGGUACACACUUCAGUCGUCGAGGUUGAGAAGGAAGUCAUGGUUACUGAGACUUCCGUCGUUCACGAAACAAUCGAGCAGCCCGUUACUCUCGUCCAUACAGCAGUCGUCGAGGUCGAGGUCGAGAAGCCUGUUACUGUUGUCGAGACUGUCCACCAGACCAUUGAACAGCCCGUGACUCUGGUACACACUUCAGUUGUUGAGGUUGAGAAGCAAGUUAUGGUUACCGAAACCUCAGUCGUUCACCAGACCGUUGAGCAGCCAGUUACUCUCAUCCACACCGCUGUAGUUGAGGUGGAAGUUGAUAGACCCGUUACAGUUAUCGAAACUUCUGUCCACGAAGUCGAGAGGCCUGUCACCGUUGUCCAAACUUCUGUCGUGGAGAACACCGUCGUCCAUACAUCGGUCGUCGAGGUACCAGUCGAGAAGCCAGUCGAGGUGCCCGUCACGCUGGUCCACACUCAAGUUGUUGAGGUGCCAGUUGAGAAGCCAGUUGAAGUGCCUGUAACGUUGGUCCACACUCAAGUUGUCGAGGUCCCUGUCGAAGUCAUUCAUACACAGACCGUCGAGCAGCCAGUCGAGGUUGUCCACACAGUUGAAGUUGAACAGCCUGUCGAGGUUGUUCAUACCGUCGAGGUCGAGAAGCCCGUCCAUGUCACUGUCAUCCAUACAGUUACUGAACAGGCACCUGCCCUUCCCGUUGCACCUGCCCCUACACACCACCCAGUUGCCGAACCACCAGCUGAGCAUCCAGUCGUUGAGCCUCCCGCCGAGCAUCCGGCUCAACCACCUGCUGAACACCCUGUGGUGGAGGAGCCAGCCACUAUCACGACAGCCAUUACACCAAUGCCACCUAGUCAUGAGACUGCUAUUGCCGAGAUGCCAGUUGCUCCCGAGCAGCCUGUCGAAGAACCUGCGGCUCCUGAGCACCCUGUUGCCGAAGAACCCGCCGCUCCUGAACACCCAGUGGUUGAAGAGCCUGCAGCGCCUGAACAUCCAGUCGUUGAGGAACCCGCCGCUCCCGAGCACCCUGUCGUUGAGGAGCCCGCAGCACCUGAACACCCAGUUGUGGAAGAGCCAGCGGCACCUGAGCACCCUGUUGUCGAAGAACCCGCCACUCCUGAACACGUCGUGAUCGAGGAACCUGCAGCGCCUCCCACCAUGGCUCAACAUCCUGGUGCUGAAGCACCAACUCACGAAGCACCAGCUGCUGAAGUCCCAGCUGCAGAGCACCCAACAGCACCAGAACACACCGUCAUGGAAGAGCACAGCGGUGAGAUGGCUAUCGGUGAGGCGAUGAAGCAUCCUCCAUCUUCCAAGUACACAGCUGCACCAGAGCUGGUCGCCGAGGCGCCUCCUCACCCCGCAGCUGACGACAUCCCAGUUCUCCUGCCUUCAGGCGGAGUUGCUGUAAAGAACGCGACAGUCGCGCCUACAUAUCCCCGGCGAAGGGCGAUUGUUCGCAGGUGGUAG
This is a messenger RNA of Fusarium poae, 1884 nucleotides long. RefSeq lists its product as uncharacterized. Lineage: Eukaryota; Fungi; Ascomycota; Sordariomycetes; Hypocreales; Nectriaceae. The coding region runs from base 1 to 1884 and encodes 627 amino acids. The record is from RefSeq and is a predicted model, not a curated record. The transcript has a single exon.